AUGGAUGCUGUCAAGGAAGCAGCUUCAAAAGCCGCAGAUGCCGGCAAAAAGAUAGAGCAAAAGGUGGAGGAAAAGCUAAUAUUAGUAUGGGACGAGCUUUCUCCCUGGCAGCAAGACAAUCAUUACAUUCAAACUGGUUACCGAGCGCCGUCAAACUCCUACUCCAAGUCGUGGAAGAGUCUGGGAUAUCUACACAACGAAACAGUCAACAUCUACACACAUCUCAUAGGGGCUCUCCUCGCAGCUGUGGCUGGCAUCGCUCUGUACUUCACAUUGGGACCACGCUACGCGACUGCGACCACCGAGGAUGUGUGGGCGUUUGGGUGCUUCUUUGCCGGAGCAGUGGCAUGUCUGGGUAUGAGCGGGACGUAUCACACCAUUCAAAAUCACUCGCACGAGGUAGCCAUAUGGGGCAACAAGCUCGACUAUCUAGGUAUUGUCUUCUUGAUCUGGGGCAGCUUUGUCCCAGUGCUGUACUAUGCCUUCCGAGAUGAACCCGAGCUGAGGAAGACAUACUGGGCCAUGAUCACAACGUUGGCAGCGGGAACUUCCAUCGUAUCCACACAUCACAAAUUUCGCACGCCAGCGCUUCGCCCCUUUCGAGCCCUAAUGUUCGUACUCAUGGGCCUCUCUGCCGUGUUCCCUGUUCUGCAUGGGAUACAAUUGUACGGAGUCGAACACCUGCGAAGAAGUAUUGGAUUGGACUGGAUUUUGCUGCAGGGCGUCUUGUACAUCAGCGGUGCUGUCAUCUAUGCCGCCAGAGUGCCCGAGAAGUGGAGUCCGGGAAAAUAUGAUAUUUGGGGCUCCAGCCACCAGAUAUUCCACGUGUUGGUUGUUCUAGCUGCCGCAAGUCAUCUCAACGGCCUCGUCCAAGCUUUUGACUAUGAGCACGGCCAGAGAAGGAGCGAAAUAACGGCAGCGCUGGGGAGCAAGGGGCUGUAG
This is a messenger RNA of Bipolaris victoriae FI3, 942 nucleotides long. RefSeq lists its product as hypothetical. The coding region runs from base 1 to 942 and encodes 313 amino acids. NCBI's taxonomy places the organism in Eukaryota, Fungi, Ascomycota, Dothideomycetes, Pleosporales, Pleosporaceae. The transcript has a single exon. Gene Ontology annotation, molecular function: signaling receptor activity. Gene Ontology annotation, cellular component: membrane. The record is from RefSeq and is a predicted model, not a curated record.